AUGUUGGACUUCCCGUUGCAGACCAGCGAGAUUGCACCAGGCAUCUAUCAAAGCCGUGUGGAUCAGACCGGGCAGUCUGCCUUGACCGAGGCAACGCAGACCACGACGCACCGGUUGGAGGAGCAUGGGAUGGAGGAGGUCUUAGACGUGGCUCAUCUCAUGGACAGCGGCAAGGAGGCUUGGAGUUUAGUGGCUUUGAAGCUGCACACAGGUCGUACGCAUCAGAUUAGAGCACAUUGCAGUCACCUGGGUCACCCACUGGCUGGAGAUGAGGCCUAUGGAGCCAGUCCAAGCAGUCCAAGUCCUCGGGUCUUCCUCCACGCUUUCCGCCUUGAAAUCAAGAUCGAGACUGUUGGCGCCAUCGCCAGAGAAUGUCCGUUGCUGGGCGACUUACUCGAGGUGCUGCAGCACUUGCAGCCGGCAAGUUCCAGCGAUCAUUUGCAGAUGCUUCGCGCCCUGCACGCCGCACCCUGA
Molecule: messenger RNA, 474 nt
Organism: Durusdinium trenchii
Lineage: Eukaryota; Dinophyceae; Suessiales; Symbiodiniaceae
Source: the annotation of a GenBank genome assembly